AUGGCUGGUUCUACAACGGGAUCCCCUGCACCCUCAACACUCAAGAAGUGCAAGUCUAUCACUCUGUCAGCUCCGAAGGAGCUGAAGAAGCAGAAGAGUGUGGACGGGCCAUUCUCAGGCCUUGAUCUGGAUCCGCGCGGGUCAGAUCCUCUGGAAGACCCGGACCUGUGGGAGCCGGACCCGCAGCUCACGGAUCCACCCACGGAUAGAGCCGGUUACUAUGAACAUUCAGUCGUAGCUGUAAACAUCGCAAGCGCGAGCACAAGCGCGAUGCGGGCGCAAGGCAGGCAACGUGCCAAUGCGGGCGCGGUGGGCGAGGGCGUGGUGGGUGACGCUGGGGAUGUGGGCAAGGUGGGCAUGGGCGUGGUGGGCGACGCGGGUGUGAGGCGUGCAGGCGAGGGCGUGACGAGCGAGACACGAGCUGCACGAGGAGACGUGGGCGAUGCGCGCGACGUGGGGUGGCGGGAGGGCGGAUGA
This is a messenger RNA of Epithele typhae, 477 nucleotides long. RefSeq lists its product as uncharacterized. Lineage: Eukaryota; Fungi; Basidiomycota; Agaricomycetes; Polyporales; Epitheliaceae. The coding region runs from base 1 to 477 and encodes 158 amino acids. The transcript has 4 exons. The record is from RefSeq and is a predicted model, not a curated record.